AUGUCAAUCACAAAAUCCCUGACAACGUCAGCUUUCUCGGCUCUAAAGAAUACUACAACAAAGAGAGCGUUUGCCUCAGCAGUAGAGUCCUCACCACCAUCUCCAUUUCCAACGAGUGUUCAAGCAUUCAUAAGAGAUUUCAAAACGAAUGAACCUGUCAGAAUUAUGAACCUGAAUAAAAAUGUAUUUGGAGCACCACUUCGAAGAGACAUCCUUCACCGUGUAGUUGUUUGGCAGAGAGAUGGUAUGCGACAAGGUACAGCCUCCACUAAAACUCGUUCUGAAGUAGCUGGCAGUACCAGAAAGAGACAACCUCAAAAGGGUACAGGUAAAGCCAGACAGAGUGAUGGAAAGGCACCUCAUUUCAGAGGUGGUGGUGUUGCUUUUGGCCCCAAGCCUAGAGAUCAUAGUACUGAUUUGCCUAGAAAGGUUCAGGAGUUCGGUCUUCGUAUUGCCCUGAGCAGCAAAUAUGCCCAAGAUCAAAUGGUUAUUGUUAAAUCAUUGGAAAACUUUUCUUCGUUGAAAACCCACGAUCUGCAUAACAUCCUCAAAACAACGUAUAACUCACCAAAGACUUUGGUUAUUUUGAAUGAUUAUCGCAAUAACUUUGAAUUAGCAGCUCGUAACCUACCUAAUUGUGAAAUUCUAUAUGUGGAAGAAACAAACGUUCUGGAUUUACUAGCGUACGAUAAAGUCAUUAUUGAGAGAUCUGCUGUUAAAACUUUAGAAGAAGCUCUAACACCAAUAGAAUAA
Messenger RNA from Mycotypha africana, 753 nucleotides. RefSeq names its product ribosomal protein L4 domain-containing protein. Gene Ontology annotation, molecular function: structural constituent of ribosome. Gene Ontology annotation, biological process: translation. The transcript has 3 exons. Lineage: Eukaryota; Fungi; Mucoromycota; Mucoromycetes; Mucorales; Mycotyphaceae. The record is from RefSeq and is a predicted model, not a curated record. Bases 1 to 753 code for a protein of 250 amino acids. Gene Ontology annotation, cellular component: ribosome.